This is a messenger RNA of Medicago truncatula (barrel medic), 989 nucleotides long. RefSeq lists its product as uncharacterized. NCBI's taxonomy places the organism in Eukaryota, Viridiplantae, Streptophyta, Magnoliopsida, Fabales, Fabaceae. The record is from RefSeq and is a predicted model, not a curated record. The transcript has 5 exons. The coding region runs from base 198 to 824 and encodes 208 amino acids.
UGUUUUAUCUCUACCCUUUUCUUCUCUACACCGUUGUUGUCCACUCACGCUUCUUCUUUCCUCCAGGCCGAGAAUCGCCGGAACCGGUGGUUCACUUACGCUCACUUCAUCCACCAUUCACAAGCUCGCCGGAGUCACUUGCUCCAGAAGCUCACUCUUCCUCUCACCUCUUGUUAUCAAAUAAGGUAAGAAUUCAGAUGGAGGGUAAGCUUGCUGAAGAGCUUUAUGCUGAGAGUUUAAAAGUCUCAAAAUUAGAAUUAAGUUCAAAUCUGGCUGAUGAUCAAGGUGAUAAAUUAAACGAUUGUGGUGAUGAUUCUUUCUGGGAUGAUUCUGAUGACAAGGUGUCAGAUUUGGACAGGGAGUGGCAAAGGAGGCGUGACCAGUUCCAUACGAGUGGGUAUCGAGAAGGUCUUAUAGCAGCAAAGGAAGCUUCUGCACAAGAGGGAUUCAAUAUUGGUUUUAAACAAUCAGUCUGUGCUGGUUAUAGCUGGGGUGUUGUAAGAGGUGCAUCCAGCGCUUUUGCUAAUCUUCCAGAUCAGUUAAAAGAGAAGUUGGUUGAAACACUAGAAAAGAGAAAUGAAUUUCAAGGGCUGUAUGAAUCAGUGCAAUCUUUGUCGACAACAGAUGCUCUUAGGUUGUUUCACGAAGACUACAAAGCACAAGAAGCUUUGAAACAAAAUGAGCACGGGGAUGUUAGUUCCGACACAGUAAGUUUGCAGCAGCAAACUUCACAUAACUCUCCUCUGAUAAAGUAUCAUGGGCAACUUGAAUCUUUGAUAAGUGAUUCCCCUGCAAUUGACAGUCAUUUACCUGAACCAAAAUAGACGGUGAUACCUUGUAUUGUAUUUAAAACACUUUAGCUUAGAAUGGUAAAGGCUUCUUGUGGAAAAUAUCUUCCAUUUGCAUGAUUAUAAAAACAAGUUAUUGUAAUUGAGUUACAUUUAAAAACUCAUUUUUGGUAAUGAAAGCCAGAUUUUUUAUACAAUCAA